Enterobius vermicularis (human pinworm) is the source of this 420-nucleotide messenger RNA. The record is from the annotation of a GenBank genome assembly. NCBI's taxonomy places the organism in Eukaryota, Metazoa, Nematoda, Chromadorea, Rhabditida, Oxyuridae.
AUGGAAGCAAGCCAUAUCAAGGACAACAGUGUGAUGCUUGAAGUUCUUGACGAUCAACUGAGGCUACUUCAUGGCCGAUUGGUGAAUUCGCUUAACGAAGAAAUUUUAUGCUAUCGACAGUCAGUGGUAGCAUUGGUGGACGAAAAUAUCAACAACAGAAAUGCUUUGCAACUUUAUUUACGGAAUUGUCAAGAAUACAAUACAUCACUGGAAAGUGAUGGCGGCUAUCCUCAUUCGGAUUUUGAAAUUGGAUUUUGUGGCGAUUCAGGACAACGAAAUAUGACUGUUGAGGAAGAUACAGCAAACGAAAUAGAAGCAAAAGGAAUCACUUUAAAAGAAGUUGUUGAUUUGCUUUUAAAAAUUAUGAUGCAUUCCGCCAAUAUUCUUGUGAAUGCUCUUGGAAAUGCCUUGGAUGAGUAG